CAACGCUGCUUCUGGCGUGUUGUUUUGAAAAACGGAGCAGCGAUUUACCUUUGUCGCGCACGGAACUCGAUAACUAAAAUCGACCAGCUAAUACCAGAACUACCAGUUGCCUACCUAGUAUCGCCGAACAUCUGAGUAUCGAACUGUGAGCUGCAUAUCAUACAGGAUGGUUACAAUAGGAGAGGCAUUUACGCCGACCGAUGGGAUAAUUUACUCGGCGUCGGAUGUAAAGUUGAAGAUGGGCGAUAGUUUGAUUCCGUCGCCGGGAUCGUUGCAUUUGACUGAAAGCUCGUGCAUUUGGAGUUGUGAGGAAAGGAAUGCCAGCAUCAGCAUUCCAUGGCCCCGAGUUGGAGUACAUGCGAUUUCGUCAGUACCGGGGGAAGGUAUUUUUAUGAUGCUGGACAUAAAUAUCGUUUGGCCCGGGUUCUACACCGGACCGCCGGAAAACAAUGGAGAUGCGCAUCCGGACGAGCUGGGGGAAGACGACGAGGGACACGAUUCCGAAAUAUCCGAAGCGGCAAUGACGGAGAUAUGGUUCCAACCGACUAGCCGAGAGAUUUUGGACCAAAUUUUCAGUGCCAUGCGAGAGUGUCAGAGUUUGAACCCGGGUUCGGACGUUAGCGAGGACGAAGACUACAUGGAAGCGGAGGAGGAUGAGCUGGAGGAGGUUGGAGAUAUGCGAAAUUUACAGCUCGAUGAUGAAGAUAAAUUCGCCGACGCGGAAGAAUAACCAUGCACGGCCCGAAGUGGAACCGGCUACACAUAAAACGAAUCUUACGUUGCGUUGAAGGAUUAGCGUUAGGAUAGGCAGCCCCCCGCCCCGGUUAGCUGUGAUGUACACACGCUCAUUUGGAGUCAACUAUAGAAAAGAUGGCGAAACAGAAUGGAGAAAAAAAAGUAACAAAGAAAAACGCUCGCUUAUGCUGUUCGAGUUGCCAUUUUUGGAUCAUCGCGAGGUUAUUAUUACAUUCAAAGCCAGAGAUGCUCUGAGCGCACUAGAAUACGGAUUUGCUAAAUCAUGUUGGUGAUAAGUUGAAUUAAAGAUGGUAACUAAAUCAUAUCCUUAUUGGGUGGAUAAUUUCCAACGAAA
Messenger RNA from Anopheles funestus (African malaria mosquito), 1090 nucleotides. It is a transcript of the gene icln, whose product is annotated as methylosome subunit pICln. The transcript has 3 exons. Bases 167 to 730 code for a protein of 187 amino acids. Gene Ontology annotation, biological process: mRNA cis splicing, via spliceosome. NCBI's taxonomy places the organism in Eukaryota, Metazoa, Arthropoda, Insecta, Diptera, Culicidae. Gene Ontology annotation, cellular component: spliceosomal complex; cytosol. The record is from RefSeq and is a predicted model, not a curated record.